UCCAAAGGGUCCAUCCAGUUCUGGACUACGAUUUUCAAAAAGUAAACAACCCGCCACAAGACAAAAUCCAGAUAACAUGGAUUGGACAUGCUACUGUGCUUGUUCAGAUGGAAGGAAAGAAUAUUCUAGCUGACCCAGUAUUCAGUGAGAAGUGUGGCCCAGCUGGUUUUGGCUUACAAUUAGGCUACACACGGUUUCGGUGCCCUGCGUGUCAAGUAGAAGAUCUACCGCCCAUACACGUUGUGCUCAUCAGUCAUAACCACCACGACCACUUAGAUUCACAGUCAGUCAGGGACAUUGCUAAACAUCACCCAGAUGCCAAGUGGUUGGUUGGUUCAGGCAAUGCAAAGUUUUGCAAGACGAGCGGAUGUAAAGAUGUGGAAGAAUUGAAGUGGUGGGAACCUAAAACUGUUGGUGCAUUUACAUUUGUAUGCACGCCAACGCAACACUGGUGCCUGCGAUAUCCAGACGGCUUUAACCAUGCGCUAUGGUGUGGAUGGGUUGUGAAAAGCCCAAAUUUUAAGUAUUACUUUGGCGGGGAUACGGGCUACCAGGAUGAGCUAUUUAAGUUGAUUGGCCGAAAAUAUGGACCCUUUGAUCUUGCAGCAAUCCCAAUAGGUUCUUAUGAGCCCAGAUACAUCACCGAAUUGGAGCGCGUGAAUCCGGAGGAAGCUGUGGAUAUCCACAAGGACAUAAAUAGUAGAGUCUCAAUUGGUAUUCACUGGGGAACAUUUGAACUGACAAAUGAGUAUUUCUUGGAGCCACCACAGCGGCUGGAAAAAGAGAUGUACAACAGAGCUCUGGACCCAAAGACGUUCUUCAAUUUGCGAAUCGGAGAGACAUGGGUAGUAGGGGAAAACCGGGAUUAUAACCCUCCUUUCAUGGAAAGAGAAAAAGAGGGAACACCGAGACUGACAAAUGGUCCAUUUGAUGGAGAUCUAAGUGGCUAUAAAAGGGAGACCGCUCUGCAGAAAUGCGAAAGUGAUCACCUUCAUAGGACUCACAGAAUAUGCCAGGAUAUUAAAACGAAAAGUGAAGUGCAGCAAACAGAGCGUUCUAAUCCGAAAAGAAUUUCUGCAGAUGAACCAUCGCCACACAACAAUCAUGCAGAUUCUGCAACUGGAAUGAAACCAACAGGGCGUUCUAAACCGAGAAGAAGUUUGUCUCCAGAUGCACCAUCGCCAAGCAACAAUCAAGAUUCUGCUUCUGGAAUUAAACUAACAGGGCGUUCUAAACCGAGAAGAAGUUUGUCUCCAGAUGCCCCAUCGCCACGUAACAAUCAAGAUUCUGCUUCUGGAAUUAAGCCAACAGGUCGUUCAGCACGAGAUAGAUAAUGAGUGUGACAAUAUAUACAGUGUUGUCAGAGAUCUGAUUUAUUGUGUUUUGAUUCUCUCUCUCAAGGAACUUAUUCGGACUUGCAUGUGGUUUAACCUCGUACUGCACGAACUUCCCAUGUAUACUUCAAGAACUGUCAAUUAGCAGUCACAACUGAAUUGAAAAAAAACACUUUGUGUUUAUUACGUGCUUCCAAAUGCUCAAUAUUGAUUGUACGUGUUAUGUUAAAGGCACAUAAGCUGAAAUCUUGAGAUGUAAAAUAAAAUAUAUCUGCAAUUUGAAAAA
Messenger RNA from Mya arenaria, 1620 nucleotides. Its product is annotated as N-acyl-phosphatidylethanolamine-hydrolyzing phospholipase D 1-like. NCBI's taxonomy places the organism in Eukaryota, Metazoa, Mollusca, Bivalvia, Myida, Myidae. The coding region runs from base 108 to 1334 and encodes 408 amino acids. Gene Ontology annotation, cellular component: cytoplasm. The transcript has 3 exons. The record is from RefSeq and is a predicted model, not a curated record.